AUGGGGUGCCUUAGUCAUCAGCCGGAAGUUAAUUCGUUUGGUCGAGGGUUUGAUGACUGUUCUAGUAGGCCCUCCGGAGGUGCUUUUGCUCUUAUUGUCAAUUCUGAAAUAGGUGCUGUUCUAGCUGUCAUGAGGCGGAAUGUUCGGUGGGGAGCUAGUUAUAUGUUGGACGAAGAUGAUCAAUUAGACCACUCCCUUAUCAACUCUUUUAAGCAAUUACGGAAAAAUAUAUUUGUGUGGCAAAAGCAUUGGAGAACUAUUAAUCCCGUCUUGUAUCUUAAACCUUUCUUGGAUGUUAUACAAUCUGAUGAAACUAGUGUGCCGAUUACUGGUGUUGCUUUAUCGUCAGUUUAUAAAUUAUUGACGCUCGAAGUGAUUGAUUUGGAUUCAGUUAAUGUUGAUGAAGCUUUGCACCUAAUAGUUGAUGCGGUUACAAGUUGUCGGUUUGAGGUGACUGAUCCAGCAUCUGAAGAAGUGGUACUAAUGAAGAUACUUCAGGUUCUUUUGGCUUGUAUGAAAAAUAAGGCAUCAGUUAAGCUGAGUAAUCGACAUGUAUGCAACCUAGUAAAUACUUGUUUCCGUGUAGUUCAUCAGGCAAGCUCUAAAGGUGAGUUGCUGCAGAGAAUAGCACGCCACACAAUGCAUGAGCUGAUUAGAUGUAUUUUCACUCGUCUUUCCAAGUUUGACAGCAUGGAAAAAGCUUAUAUCCAAGCAUGCAGCUCUCAUGUCAACAAUGAUGUUGGCACACCAGAUGGGAAUCAUAUUGCAAGUAAAUUAGAAGAUAACGGCCAUGCAAAAGCCGCAUCUGAUACAUCAAAAGAAAAGAUGGGCAUAAAUGUGGUCGUCGCUGGUCAAGAUGAGGAGAUUGCUCAAGCGGGAGGAGAUAGAAUGACAGAGCCAUAUGGUGUACCUUGUGUGGUUGAAAUCUUUCAAUUUUUAUGUUCACUUCUAAACGUAACAGAGAACAUCGGAGUAGGCAGUGGAUCAAACCUUAUAGCAUAUGAUGAAGAUGUGCCCCUAUUUGCAUUAGGUUUGAUUAAUUCGGCUAUUGAAUUGAGUGGGGCUUCCAUGCAAAAUCACCCAAAGUUGCUGGCUUUAAUACAAGAUGAUUUAUUCUUUAAUUUGACACGGUUUGGUCUGUCAACGAGCCCAUUAAUUCUCUCGACAGUGUGUAGCAUUGUCCUCAAUUUGUAUCAUCAUCUCCGUAUGAAGUUAAAGCUGCAACUUGAAGCUUUCUUUUCUAGUGUCCUUUUAAGGAUUGCAAAAAGCAAAUAUGGAGCUUCUUAUCAGCAACAGGAGGUUGCCAUGGAAACUCUUGUUGAUCUCUGCAGGCAACCGACAUUUAUGUCGGAGAUGUAUGUCAAUUAUGACUGUGACAUCUCCUGUACCAAUGUUUUCGAAAACCUUGCUAACCUGCUCUCAAAAAGUGCAUUUCCAGUGAACAAGCCUCUAUCGGCUAUGCAUGUUCUUGCUUUGGAUGGUUUGUGUGCGAUGAUUCAAGGCAUGGCUGAGAGGAUAACAAGUGAUAUACCAUCUUCACGACAAGCUUCAGUAAGCUUGAUAGAUUAUCAGUCAUUUUGGAGGUUAAGAUGUGAUAAUUAUGAUAACCCUGAUGAGUGGGUCCCUUUUGUCCACAGGACGAAGUUCAUUAAGAGAAAAUUAAUGAUUGGAGCAGAGCACUUUAAUCAGGAUCCCAAAAAAGGUCUAGAAUAUCUUCAAGAAAUUCAUUUGCUGCCUGACAAACUUGAUCCACAAAGUGUAGCAUGCUUUUUCAGGUUCACCAAUGGGUUAGAUAAGAAUCAUGUUGGAGAUUAUCUAGGAAGUCAUGACGAAUUUUGUAUAAAGGUUCUUCAAGAAUUUGCACGUACUUUUGAUUUUGAAGGCAUGAAUCUGGACAUUGCAUUGCGAGUUUUUCUAGAAACCUUCAAGUUGCCUGGAGAGUCACAAAAGAUACAGAGAGUCCUUGAGGCAUUUGCUGAGAGAUAUUAUGAGCAAUCACCCCUAAUACUGUGUGACAAAGAUGCUGCUCUCGUGCUAUCAUAUUCUAUCAUACUGCUUAACACAGAUCAACACAAUCCACAGGUUAAGAAAAAGAUGACUGAAGAAGAUUUUAUUCGAAACAACAGGCGCAUAAAUGGAGGGAAUGAUCUUCCCCGUGAAUACCUCUCUGAGCUCUAUCACUCAAUAUCUGAAAAUGAGAUCAGGAUGAUCCCGGAGCAAGCUAAUGGUUCUCCGACGAUGACCCAAAGCCAUUGGGUUGGUCUAAUGCACAAAUCCAAACAAACUGCUCCAUUUGUCAGUUGUGAUAACAGAGCUCAACUGGAUCCUGACAUGUUUGCUAUCUUAUCAGGUCCAGCAAUUGCUGCUCUAUCUGUGGUUUUCGAUAAUGUGGUACAACAAGAUGUUCUAGAAUCAUGUGUUGGCGGGUUCUUAAAUGUUGCGAAAAUUGCAGCUUCUUACCAGUUUAACAAUUUACUCAAUGAUCUGGUUGUCUCUCUUUAUAAAUUCACAACCCUCAUGCUUCCACUGUCUGGUGAAGAAUCUGUAAUUAUGUUGGGAGAUGAUACCAAAGCCAGGAUGGCAACAGAAGCAAUUUUUACUAUAGCAAAUAGGUAUGGAGAUUUUAUCCGCUCUGGUUGGAAAAAUAUUCUGGACUGUUUACUAUGCUUGCAAAAAUUAGGCCUUCUUCCUACUCGCCUGGCUAGUGAUGCAACAGAUGAUUUAGAGCCGCCUCUUGACACAGAGAGAGUAAAACAUGCUUCAAGUUCCUCGCCAUCACCCCUUAAGAUGGCUUCGUCAACUUCAAGGAGAUCAUUUAGUCUAAUAGGACGAUUCAGUCAACUCUUAAAUUUUGACGUAGAAGAACCUGCUCCACAACCAUCAGAAGAAGAGCUUGUAGCUCGUCAGAUCUGUCAACAAAUGGUUCAGAAGUGCCAAAUCUAUAGCAUUUUCAGUGAGAGCAAAUUUCUGCAAGCUGAUUCUUUAUCACAGCUUGUCCAGGCUCUCAUCUCAGCUGCAGGGCGAUCUAACAAAGGAAAUAACUUUCCGGAAGACGAGGAUACUGCAGUAUUUUGUCUUGAAUUGCUUAUUGCAGUCACCCUAAAUAACCGUGACAGGAUUAUGCUUCUCUGGAAAGAUGUCUAUGAGCAUAUAACCAAUGUUGUUCAGUCAGCUGUGAUGCCUUGCAUGUUGGUGGAGAAGGCUGUAUUUGGGCUUCUUCGGAUAUGUCAAAGACUUCUUCCUUACAAAGAAAAUUUAACUGAUGAGUUGCUGAAGUCCCUGCAGUUGGUAUUGAAACUUGAUGCUCGUGUUGCUGAUGCUUACUGUGAACAUAUUACACAGGAAGUUAUGCGCCUGGUAAAAGCUAAUGCAAUGCAAAUAAGAUCUCAUAUGGGCUGGCGUACAAUCACCUCCUUACUUUCCAUUACUGCUCGGCAUCCAGAAGCAUCGGAAGUGGGAUUUGAGACGCUUGAAUUUAUCAUGGCUGAUGGGGCUCACCUGCUACCUGCAAAUUAUGUACUUUGCAUCAAUGCAUCUAGACAGUUUGCUGAGUCCCGCGUUGGGAAUGUUGAUAGAUCGCUUAAAUCUCUGAAUUUGAUGUCGGAAUCUGUAACUUGUCUAGUGAGCUGGUCUUCUAAGACCAAUGAAACCGUAGGGGAAGAAGUGGCCUCUAAACUGAAACAAGAUAUAGGGGAGAUGUGGCUUAGGCUAGUACAAGGAGUAAGGAAAGUAUGUUUGGAUCCGAGAGAAAAAGUAAGAAAUCAUGCUAUUUCGAUCCUAGAGAGGAGCUUGACAGGGGUAGAUGGGAUAGAUAUACUAAAUGAUUUGUGGUUGCUAUGCUUUGAUCAAGUGAUCUUUGCACUACUUGAUGACUUGUUAGAAUUGGCAAAGGAGAGUUCUCCCAAAGACUAUCUUAAAAUGGAAGGAUCUUUAGUGUUAUCACUGAAACUCUUGUCAAAAGUGUUUUUGCAACUACUCCCGCGCAUCUCGCAGUUGACAACUUUUUCGAACCUGUGGUUAAAGGUUCUUAAUCAUUUUAAAAUAUAUAUGAAGUUGAAAUUUAGGGGAAAACGAUGUGAGAAGAUUCAUGAAUUAGUCCCAGAGCUACUAAAAAACACUCUACUGGUCAUGAAGACCUGUGAAAUUCUUGUGCCAGGUGAUGACAAUGAAGAUGACAGUUUAUGGAAGCUGACCUGGUUGCAUGUUAAGGACAUAGCCCCAUCUCUUCAGUUAGAAAUUUUCCCCCUUAAUGAAAUGAAGCAAUUGCAGUCCAACAGUAGCUAA
Messenger RNA from Daucus carota subsp. sativus, 4284 nucleotides. Its product is annotated as ARF guanine-nucleotide exchange factor GNOM. Gene Ontology annotation, biological process: regulation of ARF protein signal transduction. The coding region runs from base 1 to 4284 and encodes 1427 amino acids. The record is from RefSeq and is a predicted model, not a curated record. The transcript has 2 exons. Lineage: Eukaryota; Viridiplantae; Streptophyta; Magnoliopsida; Apiales; Apiaceae. Gene Ontology annotation, molecular function: guanyl-nucleotide exchange factor activity.